GGGGCUCCUCCCGCGGGCGGCGGCACCGGCAGCGCCGGGAUGGCGAGCGGGGGCUGCGGGGGGCGGCCGGGGCUGCGCCGGGGACCACCGGGGCUCUGCCGGGGACCACCGGGGCUGUCCCGGUGGCUACCGUGGGUGUCCCUGUGGCUACCGGGGCUCUGCCGGUGGCUACCGGGACUGUCUCGGGGGCUAACGGGGCUGUCUCGGGGGCUACCGGGGCUGUCCCUGUGGCUACCGGCGCUGUCCCUGUGGCUACCGUGGGUGUCCCUGUGGCUACCGGCGCUGUCCCCGUGGCCACCGGCGGCCGCCGCGUUCAACCUGGACGGGAGCAGCCCGGUGCUGAAGGACGGCGAGCGGGGCAGCCUCUUCGGGGCGGCCGUGGCGCUGCACCGGCAGCUGAGCCCCGAGCCCCGGGCGUGGCUGCUGGUGGGAGCCCCCCAGGCGCUGGCGCUGCCCGGCCAGGGCGCCAACCGCACCGGGGGUCUCUUCGCCUGCCCGCUGACCACCGAGCUCUCGGACUGCUGGCGGGUGCCCAUCGAUGAGGGAGCGGACCCGGAGCGCGAGAGCAAAGAGAACCAGUGGCUGGGGGUCAGCGUCAAGAGCCAAGGGCCGGGCGGCAAGAUCGUGACCUGCGCGCACCGGUACGAGGUGCGGCACCGCGUGCGGCAGCCGCUGGAGACGCGGGACGUGAUCGGGCGCUGCUUCGUGCUGAGCCAGGACCUGCGGCUGCGGGACGAGCUGGACGGCGGCGAGUGGAAGUUCUGCGAGGGGCGACCCCCGGGCCACGAGCGCUUCGGCACCUGCCAGCAGGGCCUGGCGGCCGCCUUCAGCCCCGACCGCCGCUACGUGCUGCUCGGAGCCCCCGGCACCUACAACUGGAAGGGCACGGUGCGCCUGGAGCAGCUGCGGCAGAGCUCGCUGGACCUGCUGCGCCCGGACUCCGGCCCGUUCGAGGCGGGGGGCGAGAAGGAGCAGGACCCCUCCCAGAUCCCCGUGCCCGCCAACAGCUACUUCGGGUUCUCGGUGGACUCCGGGCCGGGGGUGACACGGCGACAGCAGCUGAGCUUUGUCACGGGCGCGCCCCGCGCCAACCACACGGGCGCCGUGGUCAUCCUGCGGCGCGACAGCGCCAGCCGGCUGGUGGCCGAGGCCGUGCUGGGCGGCCACCAGCUGAGCUCGGCCUUCGGCCACGCGCUGGCCCUGCUGGACCUCAACAGCGACGGGUGCGCGGGGACAGCGGGCUGCCACUGGGACACGGGUCACUGUCACCUGGGACACGGGCACUGGGACACUGUCACUGGGACACGGGCACUGGGACACUGUCACUGCCACCUGGGACACUGCCACUGGGUCACUGGACCCCUGGGUAGGGGUCUGGCCCCCCAAAUCCCCCCAAAUUUCCCCCCAGAUUUGGCCGUGGGGGCUCCUUUCGACGGCGCGGGCAAAGUUUUCAUUUACCACGGCAGCGCCCUGGGCAUCGUCACCCGCCCGGCGCAGGUCCUGGACGGGGAGGCCGUGGGGGUCUCGGCCUUUGGCUACUCGCUCUCGGGGGGGCUGGACGUAGACGGGAACCUGCACCCCGACCUGCUCGUGGGGUCCCUGUCCGACACCGUGGUGCUCUACAGGGCGCGGCCGGUGGUGCACGUGUCCCGGAACGUGUCGGUGCAGCCGCCGCUCAUCGACCUGGAGCGGAGCACCUGCGGCGACGGCCACGGCGUCUGCCUGGAGGUUCGGGCGUGCUUCAGCUACACCGCGAGCCCGGGCAGCGACAGCCCCCCGCUGGAGCUGCAGCUGCUGCUGGAGGCGGACUCGGAGCGCCGGGGCCGGGGGCUGCAGCCCCGGGGGUCGUUCCCGGCGCGGGGCCCGGCGGAGCCCGAGCACCGCCUGGGGACCCGCCUGGAGCUGCCGCGGCCGGGAGAGCGCCGCUGCGUGCCCGCCGCCUUCCGCCUGCACGACGACAUCCGGGACAAGCUGCGGCCGCUGGACGUCACCGUGGCCUUCGGCAUCGCGGGGACGCGCGGGUGGCACCGGGGGGGCCGGGGGACAGCGCUGCCCCCCCUGGCCCCCGCGCUCAGCCCGCGCCAGCCCAGCACGCUGCGCACCGAGGUGCAUUUCCUGCGCCAGGGCUGCGGCGAUGACAAAAUCUGCCAGAGCCACCUGGAGCUGCGGCCGCGCUUCUGCGCGCGCCUGGGGGACAGCGACUUCCUGCCCCUGCCCCGGGACGAGGAUGGCACUGCCAUCUUCGCCGUGAGUGACCAGAAGGACGUGGCGCUGGAGGUGCAGGUGACCAACGAGCCCUCGGACCCCGCGCAGCCGCACCGCGACGGGGACGAUGCCCACCAGGCCCUGCUCGUGGCCACCUUCCCCCCGGAGCUGCCCUACGCCGCCAUGAGGGCCGAGGAGCCCGCGGGCACCGGGGUGGGCACGGGGCCUCAUUUCCCUCCCCUUCCCCAGGUGCGGCUCUUCCUCAUCCUCAGCACCUCGGGCAUCUCCAUCCACACCACGGACCUGGAGGUGCAGCUGGAGCUGUCCACGACCAGCGAGCAGCCGGGGCUGGAGCCGGUGGUCGCCCGCGCCCGCGUGGUCAUCGAGCUGCCCCUGGCCGUGACCGGCGUGGCCGUGCCCCCCCGGCUGUUUUUUGGGGGGCAGGUGCUGGGGGAGAGUGCGGUGAAGAGGGAGAGCCAGGUGGGCAGCGCCGUCCGCUUCGAGGUCACGGUGUCGCAGCGGGGGCCGGUGCUGAAGACCCCCGGCUCGGCCGCGCUGACGGUGCAGUGGCCGCUGGAGCUGCCCAACGGGAAGUGGCUCCUGUACCCCCUGAGCCUGGAGAUGGGGACCCCCCCCGUGCCCUGCAGCCCCCCCGCCAACCCCCUGCGCCUCGCCCUGGAGCGGCCAGGCCGGGGGGACCCCCCCUCAGAGCCCCCCGCCCGCUCGUGGUGGGUGCCCACUGGGAGGAGGAGGAGGAACGUGACCCUGGACUGUGCCCGGGGCACGGCGCGCUGCCGCCCGUUCCGGUGCCCGCUGCCGUCGCUGGAGCGCUCGGAGCUGCGGGCGCGGGGCCGCCUCUGGAACGGGACCUUCCUGGAGGAGUUCCUGGACGUGGAGAACCUGGAGCUGAUGGUGCGCGCCGAGGUCUCGGUCACCUCCCCCCGCGGCAACGUGGUCAUCAAGGACGCGGUGGCGCAGCCCACGCUGUCCCCGCUGUCCCAGGACUGUGCCCGGGGCACGGCGCGCUGCCGCCCGUUCCGGUGCCCGCUGCCGUCGCUGGAGCGCUCGGAGCUGCGGGCGCGGGGCCGCCUCUGGAACGGGACCUUCCUGGAGGAGUUCCUGGACGUGGAGAACCUGGAGCUGAUGGUGCGCGCCGAGGUCUCGGUCACCUCCCCCCGCGGCAACGUGGUCAUCAAGGACGCGGUGGCGCAGAUGUCGGUGUCCCUGCACCUGGACCCGGGCGUGGCCGUCACCGCCGUCCCCUGGUGGGUGCUGCCGCUGGCGGUGCUGCUGGGGCUGCUGCUGCUGGCGCUGCUCGUGCUGGGGCUCUGGAAGCUGGGGUUUUUCCGGCGGGCGGCGCCGCCGCCGGCCGUGCCGCGGUUCCGGGCCGUGCGCAUCCCGCGGGAGCAGCGGCCGCAGGCCCGCGAGGGCCGCACCGGCACCAUCCUGCGGCCGCAGUGGGCGGCCGGACCCGCGGACAGGGACGGGGACAGCGCCGCGCCCGGACCCGCCUGAGCGACACCCACGGACAGACGGACACGGCUGGACAGACGGACACGGCACGGACAGACGGACACGGCACGGACAGAUGGACACGGCACGGAUGGAUGGACACGGCUGGACAGAUGGACACGGCAAGGACAGACGGACAUGGCACGGACAGACGGACACGGCUGGACAGACGGACACGGCUGGACAGAUGGACACGGCAAGGACAGACGGACAUGGCUGGACAGAUGGACGCGGCACGGACAGACGGACACGGCUGGACAGAUGGACGUGGCACGGACAGACAGACACGGCACGGACAGAUGGACACAGCAUGGACAUGGGAGGGACAGCGACAGGGACAGCACCAUGCCAGGACCCGCCUGAGCGACACCCACGGACAGACGGACAUGGCUGGACAGACAGACACGGCACGGACAGAUGGACACGGCACGGAUGGACGGACACGGCACGGACAGAUGGACACAGCAUGGACAUGGGAGGGACAGGGACGGGGACAACGCUGCGCCGGGACCCGUCUGACCCACACCGACAGACAGACGGACACGGCAAGGACAGAGGGACAUGGGCACGGAUAGGCAGAUGGACACGGCAUGGACAGAUGGACAUGGGGAUGGACACGGGGAUGGACACAGCUGGACAGAUGGACACGGGACAUGGACAAGGGAUGGACUCAACAUGAACACAGGAUGGACACGGACAGGGACAGGGACCGGCCGCAGACACCCGGACCCACCUGAGGGACAUCUGGGGUGGACACAGGGUGGACUCAGGACAUGGGAUAAGGGACAUGGGACAGAGGACAUGGCACAGGGGACACAGACACAGGACAGGGGACAUGGGACAGGGACGGUCCCUGGGAAGGCCCCAUGGAGGCCCUGCCAUGUCCUGGAGCUCCAGGAUGGGCAGUGGCCGGACAGAGCCACAGCCCCAGGGGUCAGUUCGGCCCCAGGGGUCACUUUGUCCCUACGGGUCACUUUUUGUCCCCAAUAAAAGGCGCUGACCCCA
Molecule: messenger RNA, 4722 nt
Organism: Onychostruthus taczanowskii (white-rumped snowfinch)
Lineage: Eukaryota; Metazoa; Chordata; Aves; Passeriformes; Passeridae
Gene: ITGA7
Product: integrin subunit alpha 7
Exons: 25
Coding region: 40-3720 (1226 amino acids)
Biological process (GO): integrin-mediated signaling pathway; leukocyte migration; cell-cell adhesion
Cellular component (GO): integrin complex; external side of plasma membrane
Molecular function (GO): integrin binding
Source: RefSeq, a predicted model, not a curated record